This is a messenger RNA of Lolium perenne, 1270 nucleotides long. RefSeq lists its product as uncharacterized. NCBI's taxonomy places the organism in Eukaryota, Viridiplantae, Streptophyta, Magnoliopsida, Poales, Poaceae. The record is from RefSeq and is a predicted model, not a curated record.
AUAAGGAUGAUGAUAUGGAUCAUGAUGGUCCUAGUAACAACUCUGGAGAUGAUUUGGACAGAGAAGUCAAGAGAAAGAAAAAUGAGGAGGGAGGCAAAGAUAAUGAUCAACCAACACAUCAAGCUCCUUUGACAAGCACAUCUCUCUCUUUACUACCUAUUACUGUUUCUCAAGAGAAGGUUAAUAUAGAUACGUGUGUUUUGCCUAGAGAUGUGGCUGUUUCGGAUGAAGUGGAGGGGCAUAUGGCUACCUCGGACCUGGGCAUGGCUAUCCUUGAUGAGCAGGGAGCUGUGCACUCUUCGGUUCAGCAGAUUGGCAGCGGGCUGGAAGUCAUUGGAGCGGCCGGGAAGGAGGCUCAGGUGGUCGUGCAUGACACACGCCUGCGGGAUUUGUCUGUGAAUAGUGCGGCGACCCAUGUUGUGCAUGGCGCAUACAGCCACGGCGCGCCGGGUAUGACGAGCACGUCGAUCGCUGCGCAGACGGCUGCGGUGCAUGGCGCAUGCAGCCCUCGAACGCCGAUCAGGCCGGGUACGUCGAUCAUAUCGCCGACGCCGUUUUUUUCGUCCACGCCACUAAUAUCGCAGGCCCAGAUUUCUUCGGCCCCUGCCAAACCGUCUUCACAGGCUUUUUCAUCUAAUGCAACUACCGAUCUGCCUAUGGUGAAUGCAAAACGUACCUAUGUUCAUACGGUUAAACCGAAGCAGACAAAUACUAAUGUGUCUUCUCUGCCAAAGUCGGUGAAUAGCAUGGCAGAUGGUAUUGCAAACAAGAAAACGGUACCGGCCAUAAUGACUACUCCAGUAUCUAAAACUUACUCUAUUGAAGAGGUGAUUGCUUAUGGCGGCAUAAGAUCUCAGGAGGCAAAAGGUGUGAGGUCGAGUGGAAGACUUCGCGCACAACCCAAUGCGGAUGCGACUCAGCUUGAAAAAGCUAUGAUGCUAGCACAAAGGCGUAAUGAGAACUUUGCGCAAGGUUAUUCAUCGAGCUGUGCAUUGGAUACAGCUAUGGGCUUUCCUGUUACCGGAGGAUCAGCGCAAGGAUAUGGAUACUGGCUGCCACAAGCUGCUGGUGGUUACUCAGGAUUUCUACUACCGGGCUACUGGGUGGCGACACAGUAAUAGGAUAGAGUAUGGCUAGCCUAUUUAGGUGUCUUUUGUUCCGAUGGUUGAUUCAUGUUGCAACCAUAUCGGGUUUAUGACUGUAAUUCAUGUGAUUCUCAUACUUGUAAUUCAGACUUCGUGAUUUUUAAUAAAAAGGCCGUGUGCAUCAA